This is a messenger RNA of Lathyrus sativus (Indian pea), 363 nucleotides long. NCBI's taxonomy places the organism in Eukaryota, Viridiplantae, Streptophyta, Magnoliopsida, Fabales, Fabaceae. The record is from the annotation of a GenBank genome assembly.
AUGUUCAAACGACGGAAUAACGCCGUCACCAACAUCGAGUUCACCGGCGAGGAGAGAAACAGAGAUGGGUUGAUAAGAGAACGUGAUUUUAUCGUUUGGGUUUGUGGUGGAAAGAGUGAGAUCAAACUCAGAGGAGGUGAGUUUAAGGGAUGUGACGGAAAAGGAAGGACGUUGGGGGUGGUAGAGGAGGUAGACGACGGUGCCAGCGGCGCCGAGGAGGAGGAGGAGGAAGAUGAGGAUGAGAAGAAGCCAGCAACAAAUGGUGCAACACCAAUUACGGUUGCUACGGGGACGGUGGUGGGUUUGAGGACGGUAGGUUGGGCGGGUGGCGCCGUAGAGUUGCGCUUUUGUUGCCGGGAAUGA